AUGACUGCAAAUCCACUCCGAUCCGACUCUAAGGGCAAUUGGGUUCCUGCAGUAGCUCGUCGUCCCCCGAUGUCUGGGCCACUCACAGCCCACUCACCUCCCAUGUGGUUCCCUGGAAGUCUUGGCACUGCCCGUUGGGGUCCCGUCGACUUGGCCCGUGGGGCAUACCGUGCCCCCCAUAGGGCCGCCACCAGGGCCAAUCUUUAG
Messenger RNA from Penicillium psychrosexuale, 207 nucleotides. RefSeq lists its product as uncharacterized. The transcript has a single exon. Bases 1 to 207 code for a protein of 68 amino acids. Lineage: Eukaryota; Fungi; Ascomycota; Eurotiomycetes; Eurotiales; Aspergillaceae. The record is from RefSeq and is a predicted model, not a curated record.